Messenger RNA from Acipenser ruthenus (sterlet), 800 nucleotides. Its product is annotated as protein S100-A1-like. Gene Ontology annotation, molecular function: transition metal ion binding; calcium ion binding. The transcript is spliced from 3 exons. The coding region runs from base 161 to 469 and encodes 102 amino acids. NCBI's taxonomy places the organism in Eukaryota, Metazoa, Chordata, Actinopteri, Acipenseriformes, Acipenseridae. The record is from RefSeq and is a predicted model, not a curated record.
CACACACACACACACACACACACACACACGCACACGUUUGUUUAAGGGGGUGUUACCAGCAUCCUCUUUCUGGAUUACUUAACCCCCCAGCAGAACAUUCUCUCCCUCACUCCUGUCCCAGGUACACAGUCUCUUUAGCUACACAGGUCACAGUCCCACCAUGGCCGCUCCGAGAAGCACCGCCCUAGAGGGGAGUCUCAAGACCAUGAUCGAGGUUUUUCACUUCUAUGCCACGAAGCAGGGAGACCCCCACUCUUUGAACAAGGGGGAGUUCCAUGCGCUGGUCUCCACAGAGCUGGCCAACGUGCUGGCGGACCAGUCGGACAGAGACAAGGUGAACACUCUCCUGUCCUCUCUGGACGCUGACAAGAAUGGAGAGGUGGACUUCGAGGAGUACAUGAGCAUGCUGUCCUCGCUGGCCAUCAAAUGCAACCAGCUGCUGACCGGAGCUCCGGCUCACAGACAAUGAGGAGACCAGCCACCUUCCAGCAACAACUCAGAGGGGAGCGGGUUAAAUUGUUUCCCCUGUUAUAAUCAUAGCAAAGUGUAACAAAGUACAGUGAAAUCACUGUAAAGCUAGCAUUGUAAGAGGUAUGGUAAAGCGUAUUAAUAAGCAUAGCAAACCAGGGUAAAUUAUGGUAAAUUCAUAGUAUAGCCAAGGGAAAAGCAUGAGGGAGAAACUGCAAAAAUACUGUAGUAAACUUUGAUUAGGGUCGUUAUGGGCUUUUUAAAAAAUAUUUUUGGCAUUGGUAUGGAUGGUGAUUUAUGAAUAAAGAUAAAGGAAAUUUGUUGUUUGGAAA